AUGUUAGAGGGAAAAUUCGAAUCUGCAUCUCUCAUGAAGAGGCUCGUUGAGGCUAUUAAGGACUCAGUUAAACUAUGUAAUUUCAACUGCUCGCAGACAAAAGGUAUCACCUUGCAGGCUAUAGAUGAUUCCAGGGUGUUGCUUAUCUCAUUGAAGCUGGACCCAGGCUGUUUUGAAGGAUUCCGUUGCGAUAAGAACUUGGUUCUUGGUUUGGAUCUCGAGUCUCUUUCCAAGGUGUUGAAGCAGGGUAACAACGAAGAUUACCUUACUUUGAUUGCCGAAGAUGCCCCAGAUAACUUAUUGGUUGUGUUCGAGGACCCAAAGAAGGACCGGAUCUCCGAGUUUUCAUUGAAAUUAAUGGACAUCGACUCAGAUGUUCUUUCAAUCGAGGAUAUGGACCACGAUUGCUCAAUAACGCUUCCAUCUUCAGACUUUGCAAAGGUUGCAAGAGAUAUGAGAACAUUGAGUGAGUCGCUACAGAUAUUGGUGACUAAGGAUUCGGUCAAGUUUAUGGCUUCCGGUCCAAUAGGUACAGGAUCGGUUAUAAUUAAGGCACAUACAGACCUUAAGGAUGGAAAAGAGUCGAUCAAGAUUGAUCUCAACAAAUCAGUGAAUGUGACUUUCGGUGCCAAGUACUUGAACGAUAUUGUUAAGGCAAGUACACUUGCUGAAACUGUGACUAUCAAGCUUACAAACAAGAUUCCUGCACUGUUCGAGUUCAAGUUGCAAGGUGGCUACUUGAGGUACUACUUGGCUCCUAAGUUCGACGAGGACGAAGAGUAG
Brettanomyces bruxellensis is the source of this 783-nucleotide messenger RNA. RefSeq lists its product as uncharacterized. NCBI's taxonomy places the organism in Eukaryota, Fungi, Ascomycota, Pichiomycetes, Pichiales, Pichiaceae. Gene Ontology annotation, molecular function: DNA binding; DNA polymerase processivity factor activity. Gene Ontology annotation, cellular component: PCNA complex. The transcript is spliced from 2 exons. The record is from RefSeq and is a predicted model, not a curated record. The coding region runs from base 1 to 783 and encodes 260 amino acids. Gene Ontology annotation, biological process: leading strand elongation; regulation of DNA replication; translesion synthesis.